AUGGCAUCUAUCAAAGCCUUGGCUGAGUUGGUACCAUUCAAAACAAAACAUGGUAUCCGUGUUAAGAUAAUCACCAAAUGGAAUGCUGCUACCGGAUUUUUCAGUCAUAAAAAAUCAAUGCUUCUAGGAGAUGCGAAAGGAUUUAAAAUUGAAGCAACUAUUGAUGAUGAGCGUACUUUACCAGAUGGAAUCAUUCUAGAAGUAGGUGCUUGGUUUGAGAUCUACAAUUUCAAACUAACACGCUCUUCUGGAUUCAUAAGACCAACUAAGAGUAGAUACCAAAUCAAACUAUGCGAAUUGUCUGUCUUUUCGAAGAUUGAACCGCUCAAUGAAUCUUACUUUCUUUGUCUAACAAACUUCAAAAGUAUAAUUCAAGGUCUUUCUCAUUCGAUGUUCUGUAUUGACCUAUGUGGAGCGUUGGUUGGUGUUUUUGAUAUUGAAGAUAUUGAAGAAGAACCUGCGGAGAUAGUUGGUUCUAUGACCAAAAGAAUGAAGUUCUCCUUGAUUAAUAUUGGAUUAACUCAAAUUAAGUGUGUGGCUUAUGGAAGGCAAGCACAAGAGUUAUACGAUUUAUGGAGUUCUACCACUGCUAACACAGUUAUUUGUGUUUUAAGGUUAUGGAGAAUUGAGUGGGGUCAAGAUGGUUUCCAAUACAUGACAAAUACAGACUUCUCUGAGAUUUUGUUUGAUCAUGACAUACCAGAAAUCAAAGAUUUUCAAUCAAGAAUUCCAAAGAACUCUUACUGA
Molecule: messenger RNA, 747 nt
Organism: Raphanus sativus (radish)
Lineage: Eukaryota; Viridiplantae; Streptophyta; Magnoliopsida; Brassicales; Brassicaceae
Exons: 6
Coding region: 1-747 (248 amino acids)
Source: RefSeq, a predicted model, not a curated record